This is a messenger RNA of Cercopithifilaria johnstoni, 1971 nucleotides long. Lineage: Eukaryota; Metazoa; Nematoda; Chromadorea; Rhabditida; Onchocercidae. The record is from the annotation of a GenBank genome assembly.
AUGUCACCACCAUCAAGUGCAAGUAAUAGGCGACAUCGACAUCGCUUGUCAAGUAAUUAUCGCAGUCGAGCAAACGAUCACACAAAUGGAUUCAGCGUUCACUCCAAGGAGGAUGAUUUGGAUGUAAAGUGUGGGAAUUUUUUACCCGGAGGUGUGGAGGGGCUUCCAAAUAAAGAUUCAACAAUAUUAAGUGCCAGAUAUGAUGCUUUUCCGGUUUUUGAAUGUUUUGCAAUGGAGAUUAAUAGUUUGGAUGCGAAGAAGAAAUUGUACAGUGAUUUGCGGAUUGGUGAUGCAUUGUGCUUCCGAAUCCGGCGUGUCGAGCUUGCUGGUAUCUAUGCUGAGCCUAUUUGUACAUUAUAUUCAUUUCGACGAAGUUUAAAAUGGAUUAAUGAUUUUCAAGUUUUACUGGAGCGAAAUCUACAAAAUGGACAUGAUUACCGACCGAACGAUUUGAUCAAAGUUUUGGUAGUUGGCGUUGAUGAAGAAACGAAAAUUCCAGUUUUUGCUGUAGAAGAAGAUGCGGGUCUUCUGACAGAAGCUGAAUUGCCGACCUACUUCAGGAAUGGUGAAGAAAUUGGAACCAAAACUUUCGACGAAUAUUUCAAAGACUAUUCUCCAGCCACUAAUCCUAAUCUCGCAACACUGUUUGGUGUAGAGACCGACUUAGCCAUUUCGUUUUUGCAUGAAUUAAAAGAUACGGAUUUUUCGUCAAGGCAUCGUGCUUCUUACAUCCGUCGUAAGCAAAAUGAAGAUCUUUCAAUGAGUAUUGCCAAAAAGGGUGUUGAUAAGAUUCGAGAAGGCGAAAAUGCUGUUGCUGUGCAACAUUUCAACAAAGCACUUACCAUUUGUGAAAAAAAUAUUGAAGCACUAGUUGGCAGAGCAGCUGCAUAUGCCAAUAUGGGACAGUAUAAUUUGGCAGAAACAGACUUAGAUGCAGCUUUGACUAUGAAUGCAUCGCAUACGAAUGCAAGAAAUUAUAUGAUCGAAACACUAUUACAAGAAGCUAAAAGAUUAGAAGAAGCUGGUAAAAAAGAUGAAGCAAAGGCGAAGUACGAGAAAAGUUUGACCAUAAAAGAUGAUGAACGCGCAUUAAAUGGUUUAAGAAAUCUGGAACGAAGUCCAUCGGUUGAGACAAUUAAAAUGAAGAGCGAUAGUGCCAAAAUGAGGGAUCGCAAAACGGAACAUUCAAGAACAGCUGAUAAACAACAACGAAGAAGGCGUCGAAGAGAUGCAGAAAAGCUAGCCGAAUAUGAACGGUUUAUUGCAGAGCUCAAAUCGAAGAAGCCUUAUUUGCUGGAAGCUGUAAUGAUUGUUGAACGAAUAGAAGCAGGCCGAUGUCUGUGUAUUCAUGCUCAAUUGCAGGCUGUUGAUACUGUUUUACAGUUUUUAUUGUAUCAACGUGGUAUCAUACCAACUGUUGUAACUCAACUACUUUCAACCAUUGAAUCACGCAAUGAAAUUAAAUUUGUUGAAACAUAUGGGAAGAUUAGAGAGGCAUUGAAAGAGUUAUUCUGCAGCUGUAAUCGUCGUGCACUUCAUGAAGUCGUUAUAAUUAUUGGUGCAUCAUGUGCAUUACCACAAGAAAUUUAUCAAAUACCCAUUAAAGUGUGUGAUUCAUCUGAAUCAGAUCCUUCACACUGUGGUGAAAAUUGUGCUGAAUUAUUUCCUAGUGAACAGCGUAGGAUAUCAUCAUCACUGAUAGUAAGUUCAAAUUUGAGUACUACGCGAAAUAUUACUCGAAAUACACGUGUUUGCAUUUUGGUGCGUGGGACUUCUGCUCUUAAAUUUCCGGAAGAACUUGUUCAAAAUGACGAUGGUUUUGAGUUACCGGAAGAUGAAGUGUUAGCACGACGAAAGAUUUAUUCAGUGAGAUUUGUUCUAAAACACCUUUGCGUCCAGGAUGUUGUCGCAGUCAAUAAAUCUGAUACAGCUUGGUUCCGUCUUUCACCGAUUAUCCAGGCAUUCAGCUAA